GGAAAGGGCGGGGAGGCCGGGGUGUGGAAAGUGUGGCUGCCCCGCCCCGUCUCUUGGAACUGCUGGGGCCGCCACCGCUGCCGCCGCCGCAGCUGUAGGGAACCGGCGCCGGUGCGCAGGCGAGAGGAUCUCUUCCCCUGCUGAAAGUUCCCUCGGAAAAGCUACCAUCUCCCCAGCCCACCAUGGCGGAUGAAAUUGAUUUCACUACUGGAGAUGCUGGGGCUUCCAGCACUUACCCUAUGCAGUGCUCGGCCCUGCGCAAAAACGGCUUCGUGGUUCUCAAAGGACGACCAUGCAAAAUAGUGGAGAUGUCAACUUCCAAAACUGGAAAGCACGGUCAUGCCAAGGUUCACCUCGUUGGAAUUGACAUUUUCACCGGCAAAAAAUAUGAAGAUAUUUGCCCUUCUACUCACAACAUGGAUGUUCCAAAUAUUAAGAGAAAUGAUUAUCAACUAAUAUGCAUUCAGGAUGGUUACCUUUCCCUGCUGACAGAAACUGGUGAAGUUCGUGAGGAUCUUAAGCUGCCAGAAGGUGAACUAGGUAAAGAAAUAGAAGGAAAAUACAAUGCAGGUGAAGAUGUACAGGUGUCUGUUAUGUGUGCAAUGAGUGAAGAAUAUGCUGUAGCCAUAAAGCCCUGCAAAUAAAUGGGAACAUCAGGCAUGAGCAAAAUGUUUAGAGACAUUUAAUGUAAGAGCAGUUUAUGGUCCCUCCUCUACCCCUGACCUGCCAGACUCAGGUGUUCUCUACCAGCAUUGCUGUUCUCUUUCCACAAUGAUAUGAAUGGUGUGAUGAGUCCCUGAAGCAAACCCUUCAUCCUUUUUCCAAGCCUAUGUGUAAUCAACACCAUCUGGACAUUUUCAUCCUUAGCAUUUUAUGUAGUAGAACUUCUUUCAAAAUUGGGAGUCAGUCCUCUGAAACCUCAAACACUGCCGCUACUGUAUCAACUAGGAGUAACUCCAUCUUAAUUUCUACUAAAACCCAUGAUAAAAGUGAAGCAACAGUGAACUCAAGUGAACAAGUAAGCAAUACUUUUUUUUUCUUAAGAGUUUUUUCCUCGAGAAUCUAGUUUAUUUUGGCUCCCUCAGUUAUUUCCCUCAACGGUCAUUUAAAAAACAAGACUCAUAGACAAAACACAAAUACAGAAGUAACUUUUUCGCUGUGGGGUCGUAAUUACAAUGUAAGACAGGAGAUCCCAAAGCAACCUGAGAGCCUUGCCCUGAUUGUUAAGAUCUAGGCGAUUAGUGAAAGAUGAUUCCUCCAUCCCUCGGUUGUGUUUAUCUGGGAACCACCUCCCGUAACUGCGGAGACCUUUGUAGUCAACGGACGAACGUCGUCAUUGGCGGAAAACCCUGAAUCAUUUUACUACGGCCGCUAGCCGGCGCGCUCAGGAAACCUGACCGCAUCCGAAGCCUAUCCUCCGCCGCACGCCCGGGUUUCCUGGGUUACGGGCCUCCCCACGCUCUCUUCCGGGAGGCGGCGAGCAUACGCUCUCGGCGCGUGACGCAGCACGUUUUGCUAUAAGUACGUGGCGCGCGACGGUCGCUUUCUCUUUGAUCGCCCGACCGCGUUUCAAAAUGGCGCCGCAGAAAGACAAGAAGCCUAAGAAGUCAACCUGGAAAUUUAAUUUGGACCUUACCCAUCCAGUAGAAGAUGGAAUUUUUGAUUCGGGAAAUUUUGGUACCUUCCCUAGUGACUAUCUAGGGUUUUCUUCCCUAGUUUUGCAUGUUUUCUGUUUUAAAAUAGGAACAGUUUCUACGGGAGAAGGUUAAAGUCAAUGGAAAAACUGGAAAUCUGGGGAAUGUUGUUCACAUUGAACGCUUCAAGAAUAAAAUCACAGUUGUUUCUGAGAAACAGUUCUCUAAAAGGUAUUUGAAAUAUCUUACCAAGAAAUACCUUAAGAAGAACAAUCUUCGUGAUUGGCUUCGUGUGGUUGCGUCUGACAAGGAGACUUAUGAACUUCGUUAUUUCCAGAUUACUCAAGAUGAAGAUGGAUCUGAGUCUGAAGACUAGAUGAAGCUGCCCCUUACAGGGUUUUGCUUGUUAAUAAAACAAGUGAAGCAUGGGAAAGAAAGAAACAUCUAGAAAUGGACUUUUAGUUUAUUGGUAAAUAAAAAGCAUUGUACUCUG
Zalophus californianus (California sea lion) is the source of this 2127-nucleotide messenger RNA. RefSeq names its product eukaryotic translation initiation factor 5A2 (gene EIF5A2). Gene Ontology annotation, biological process: positive regulation of translational termination; positive regulation of translational elongation. NCBI's taxonomy places the organism in Eukaryota, Metazoa, Chordata, Mammalia, Carnivora, Otariidae. The transcript has 11 exons. The record is from RefSeq and is a predicted model, not a curated record. Bases 183 to 644 code for a protein of 153 amino acids. Gene Ontology annotation, molecular function: ribosome binding; RNA binding; translation elongation factor activity.